UUUCUUUGUAAUACUUUUUCUCUGCUCCCCACGCUCCCCAACCGUCUCCCUUCUCUUCAAUUUUCGGAAAACCCACUCCUCCCUCCUCUAUAAAUGCCUAAUCGGCCUCCAUAGAGGGAUAGCAGCGAGGUGGCAUCGAAGAUGGGGUUAUUGGAAUCGGAUUGGUGGCGCAUGGCGGCGGCGAGUGUGGUCGUCGCUGUGGUGGCGUCCUCAGGGUUGUGGAGGGCGUUGCUGUUGGUGCAUCAGUGGUUCCAUGAGCGGAAGCUCGACGACGAUCUUCGCCGCCGGCUGCCGCCCGGCAAUCUAGGUUUGCCGUUUAUCGGCAAUAUGUGGGCGUUUCUCCGGGCAUUCAAGUCCGGCGCUCCCGAUUCCUUUAUUGACUCGUUUGUUCAAAGGUAUGGCCGCAUCGGGAUAUACAAGUCAUUCAUGUUUGGAAGCCCAACAAUUUUGGUUACUAUACCUGAAACCUGCAAACAAGUAUUGAUGGAUAAUGAGAACUUUGUAACAGGAUGGCCUAAGGCUGCUGUUGAACUUAUUGGAAAGAAAUCAUUCAUCAAACUACCUCACGAAGAACACAAGCGGCUGAGAAAACUAACUUCAGCUCCUAUAAAUGGUUAUGAAGCACUUUCCACCUACCUGAAAUUCAUUGAAGAAUCUGUUGUAUCUGCGCUGGAGAAGUGGGCAGAGAUAGAACAAGUAGAGUUCCUUACGGAGGUUCGGAGGCUUACAUUCAGGAUUAUAAUGCACAUUUUUCUUAGCACGGAGGGUGACACUGUGAUCGAAUCUUUAGAAAGAGUUUACACUGAUCUCAACUAUGGUAUGAGAGCGAUGGCAAUCAACUUUCCUGGAUUUGCAUACCACAGGGCCCUAAAGGCUAGAAAGAAAUUGGUGCAAGUCCUCCAAGCCGCUCUGGAUGGCAGAAGGGCUUUGAGGUCCAGAGGACCUCGGAAGGUAAACGACAUGAUGGAUGGCUUAAUCAAAGUUGAAGAUGAAAAUGGCCGUAGAUUAGAUGACGAGCAAAUCAUUGACAUAUUGAUCAUGUACCUCAAUGCUGGCCAUGAAUCUUCUGGUCAUAUUAUUAUGUGGGCCACCACCUUCCUACAAGAAAACCCGGAAUGUUUUGAAAAAGCUAAGGCCGAGCAGGAAGAAAUUAGGCGAAAUUUGCUACCCACACAGAAGGGAUUAAGACUCAAGGAUGUCCAAAAAAUGGAAUAUCUUUCGAAGUUUAUUGAUGAGACAUUAAGGCUCGUAAACAUCUCCUUCGUGUCUUUUCGAAAAGCAACAUCUAACGUUUACAUCAAUGGAUACUUAAUUCCAAAAGGGUGGACAGUUCAACCAUGGUAUAGGAGUGUCCACAUGGAUGCUGAAGUUUAUCCUGAUCCUAAGAAGUUCAAUCCAUCUAGAUGGGAUGAUCUUGUACCAAAAGCUGGGACCUUUCUUCCCUUUGGAGCUGGUAGCCGACUUUGUCCUGGAAAUGAACUUGCCAAGCUAGAGAUCUCGGUUUUCCUGCAUUAUUUUCUCUUGGGUUACAGACUUGAACGGGUCAAUCCAGACUGUCCUGUGAGAUAUUUGCCUCAUCCAAGGCCUAGGGAUAAUUGUCUCGCAAGGAUCAUAAAGCUAACAACAAACUAACCGUAAUCCAAAGGCUUCUAUGCCAUAAUGUUUAGAAAGAUCGAAUGAUGAAAUAAUAAUUGCAGAUUCUCUAUGUUUUUUGAUCA
This is a messenger RNA of Phalaenopsis equestris, 1718 nucleotides long. Its product is annotated as ent-kaurenoic acid oxidase-like. NCBI's taxonomy places the organism in Eukaryota, Viridiplantae, Streptophyta, Magnoliopsida, Asparagales, Orchidaceae. Bases 142 to 1632 code for a protein of 496 amino acids. Gene Ontology annotation, molecular function: heme binding; ent-kaurenoic acid monooxygenase activity; iron ion binding. Gene Ontology annotation, cellular component: endoplasmic reticulum. The record is from RefSeq and is a predicted model, not a curated record. Gene Ontology annotation, biological process: brassinosteroid biosynthetic process; multicellular organism development; sterol metabolic process. The transcript has 8 exons.